This is a messenger RNA of Ceratosolen solmsi marchali, 2711 nucleotides long. Its product is annotated as probable E3 ubiquitin-protein ligase RNF144A. Gene Ontology annotation, biological process: protein ubiquitination. The record is from RefSeq and is a predicted model, not a curated record. The coding region runs from base 968 to 2314 and encodes 448 amino acids. Gene Ontology annotation, molecular function: ubiquitin-protein transferase activity; zinc ion binding. The transcript has 5 exons. NCBI's taxonomy places the organism in Eukaryota, Metazoa, Arthropoda, Insecta, Hymenoptera, Agaonidae.
AUCAACAUCAACAUCAACAUCAACAUCAACAUCAUCGAUACAAUUAAAAUAGAAGGAUAAGGUGAAAGUGUGGUUGUCGGCGCCGCCGCAGUCGUGACAUCGACACCACACAGUACCGCCAGCAGUAACCGAACUGCUACCACGAAUAAACGCUAGUGCGUGCGCGUGGCGUGCUUGUGUGCGUUUUCCCGUAGAACGAGAAGGAGCGAGAGCGAGGGAGCGAGCUAGACACACAGAGAUGCAGUGAGCGUGAAGGAACGAAGGGGAUACGAGGAGAGGUGCAAUUAUGCGAGAGUUGUCGCCAAAGUUGUUAAUCCAGCGAAACUGCUGUCCGUUGUCUCGUCAUCCACAGGAUUACGAGGGCUCCGGUGCAUUAGGACUCGCGUAUUAUUAUUGUACGUGUGACUCGUGAUCGCAGACGUCGCCUAAGGCUUACGACUGUGCGCGUAUAUGUGAUUAGUCCCGAGCCCGAAGAGAAACGGCCUCGCCUUUUUCCCCUUUUACCCUAAAAAAUUCCCAACUCUCCCUUUUUCUGCCUCCUCGCCUCCGUUUAUGUUUUUGAUUUUUCUUUUAUCGUAUUGCUUGUUUGGUACGAGACUCCUUGUACGUACGGCCUCCUUCUGCCGCACACUGCGACGUUAUACUUCAUGUUAGUCUCGAUCGUUAAGAGACUGGCCUUUGUUAUCUGCAAUGGACUGCACACUGGAAAUAAAUGAUGAACGGCAUUGAAUACGCUUGAGUUGUUUGUAUUUUUGUACUUUCGGGAGUGCACGGAGUGCAACAAUGAGAUUUUCCCAAAAUGACAAAUCAUGAAGUAAUAGAGUGAGCGUUAUUGGCAUUGGAACAGGAUCGAUCCUUUGGCACUCAGUAAAAAACAUUAGCAAGAGAAAAUGCAUUCACGCAGCGAGAGAUGAAACCAGUCACUAUUAUAGGGGACAGUAAGGAUAUAUACCAAGUUGAUUAGGGGAUGCCUAGCCUACACUCGCUCGUCAUACGACGAGCUGUCCCCAUGGAUAUGGGUACUGCUGCAAGUUCCGUAACCACGGUGAACGCUUCAUCUAAACCCAGUGGCAAUGUAAAUCAGAAGAAAAUGGAGAAGAAUAAUAAAUUGAGUGGCAUAAGGCUGCCUCUGCUGCGAAAAGAGUCCAGUGCAAUUAAUUUAACCUUAGCUGAAAAGUCAAUGAACAAGAGAAGUGGAGAGGCUCCACUGCUGAGGCCAGAGAGCAGUGGAAGCCUGGAGGCAAAAGGUGGCAGUUGGGUGAGCUUAGGGCCGACGGCUCUAAGGAAAUGUGAGACUGCAGUGGGACUAAGUACUUUGGCUCUCGAGGGCCGACCGGUAAAUCGAAGUAGAGUUUGUUCGCGCUGUUCUAGUUUAUUGUCACUAGCCUCAAGUUCGCGAUACAGCUUAGCCGCUGGAAGUUUCGUUCCCGCGGCUACCUCACAACAGCAAGUCGGUCAACUGUUGUGCAAGCUUUGUUUGUCAGACGUCUCGAUGUCGCAAACAUUCACCAUUGAAAAUUGCGGAUGCUCCAAUUGUAAAGAUUGUAUGCGUGCUUAUGUGGAAUUUGAAAUAGAAGAAGGAGCUUAUGAUAUCAGUUGUCCCGAUGCAAAAUGUGAUCAAGAUGGUAUGCUUUCCUUAAAAGAAAUUGGUACACUCGUAACUCCAGAACUUGUGCAGAAACAUCACAAAUUUCGUCUUAAUAGAGAUGUGUCGAUGGACAAAGAGAGAGCAUGGUGUCCACGAGCUGGCUGUGAAACCAUUUGUUCAUUAAACGACAAUGGAUCCAAUGGGAAUUCACCAGGGCCUAUGCAUUGUCCAAAUUGCUCUACAGACUUCUGCUCUCUUUGCAGAGAGCCUUGGCACAAUGGUCCCUGCCCCGAGCUUCCAUUGGGCAUACCUUUUAAUAGUGAUCAUAUCAAGUGCUGCCCAAUGUGUUCUGUGCCAAUUGAGAAAGAUGAGGGCUGUGCACAAAUGAUGUGUAAGCGGUGCCAGCAUGUGUUUUGUUGGUAUUGCUUGGCAUCGCUGGAUGACGACUUCCUGCUACGGCACUAUGACAAGGGACCCUGCAAAAACAAGCUGGGUCAUUCGCGUGCUUCCGUCAUCUGGCAUCGGACGCAGGUAAUAGGGAUCUUCGCGGGUUUCGGGCUCCUGCUCCUGGUGGCCUCGCCCCUCCUACUCCUCGCCGCGCCCUGUAUCGUGUGCUGCAAGUGCCGGGUCUGCGGCUCCUCGCGCCUCGAGCAGGAGGAAGCAGUGGCGACUGUGGUACCGAUGACGACAGCUGCGACAGCGGCUCAGGAUGACGCUGCCACGUAAACGGCCAACGAGCCGUGUAAGGGCCAAAGAGAAUCAUUAAUUGCGAGAAUUGGUAUAUGGACUGGUAUAUAAUGUACACAUAUUUUUUUCUGACGAAUCGAAGAUCUCGAGAGGAUAGAUAGGAUUUGCAUGCGAGUACGCGCGAACAAAUGUAUCGAGUAUGCGUAAAAUAAAACGCGGACUAUUAUUAAUUACUCGCAUUUCGCUGUCUUAUUAAUUUAAUUUACGCAGGCUUACUGCAAAUGAAUAUUUAAGUUGCUCCCGUAUGCACUUAAUGAAGUUCAUUCAUACUAGGGUGAAUAUUCACUAUGUUAGAGUGAGAUUACAGUUUAAUACUUAUAAUUCACUCCGGAAUGAGAGGAUUUCACUAUAAAGAUUUAAUCCCUAGGAAUAUUUU